AUGACUACAGUGGAGAAGAUCAAGGCCAUCGAAGAUGAGAUGGCCAAGACGCAAAAGAACAAGGCUACCUCGUUCCAUUUGGGGCAGCUUAAAGCCAAAUUAGCCAAGUUAAGACGUGAAUUAUUGUCUGAUGGUGGUUCUGGUGGUGGAGGUGGCGGAGUAGGAUUUGAUGUAGCCCGUACUGGUGUAGCCACCAUUGGGUUUGUUGGAUUCCCAUCAGUAGGGAAGAGUACUCUUUUAAGUAAGUUGACAGGUACACAUUCAGAAGCAGCUGCAUAUGAGUUUACUACGUUAACUACUGUUCCAGGUGUGAUCAAAUAUAAAGGUGCAAAGAUUCAAAUGUUGGAUUUGCCUGGUAUCAUUGAAGGUGCCAAAGAUGGGAAAGGUAGAGGUAAACAAGUCAUUGCUGUUGCCCGUUCUGUCAACUUACUCUUUUUAGUUCUUGAUGUCAACAAGCCUUUACAACACAAGAAGAUCAUCGAACAUGAACUUGAAGGUAUGGGAAUACGUAUCAACAAGGUACCUCCAAAUAUCAUCAUUCAAAAGAAGGAAAGAGGUGGUAUCAACGUUACAACCACCGCUCCCUUGACACACUUGGAUAAUGAUGAAAUCAGAGCUGUGAUGUCUGAAUAUAGAAUCAAUUCUGCUAACAUUUCUAUCCGGUGUGAUCCUACAGUUGAUGAUUUGAUUGAUGCCAUUGAAGCCAAAAACAGAAAGUACAUUCCUGCUGUAUAUGUGUUGAACAAGAUCGAUUCUUUCUCUAUUGAGGAGUUGGAUUUAUUGAAUAGAAUUCCUGACGCGGUGCCUAUCUCAUCUGGUAAUGGUUGGAAUUUAGAUGAUUUAUUAGAAAUGAUGUGGAAGAAGUUGAACUUGGCCAGAGUUUACACCAAGCCAAAGGGGAAGUUGCCUGACUUUAAUGAGCCAGUCGUUUUGAGAAGUGACAGAUGCACUGUAGAAGAUUUCUGUAACUCUAUUCACAAGUCUUUGGUUGACGAUUUCCGGAGUGCAUUGGUAUAUGGUACCAGUGUGAAGCAUCUGCCGCAAGUGGUGGGGUUAACCCAUCGUUUGAAUGACGAAGAUGUCAUUACCAUCUUGAAGAAGUGA
Messenger RNA from Lizanozyma spartinae, 1104 nucleotides. It is a transcript of the gene DRG1, whose product is annotated as GTP-binding protein. Gene Ontology annotation, biological process: cytoplasmic translation. Gene Ontology annotation, cellular component: cytoplasm. The transcript has a single exon. The coding region runs from base 1 to 1104 and encodes 367 amino acids. Lineage: Eukaryota; Fungi; Ascomycota; Pichiomycetes; Serinales; Debaryomycetaceae. Gene Ontology annotation, molecular function: GTPase activity; GTP binding. The record is from RefSeq and is a predicted model, not a curated record.